CCCCAAAAAUUUCCUAUUUGACAUUUGCGGCACAUUGCAACUGUAAUUCCUGAUUUCUUUCUUGCAGUUUUCCACUUCACAGAGGAUCACGGCAAUUGGGAUCACGCCGCCGCCAUGGACGAGGAAUUGCUUGAACUUCAGCGACAAUUCGAGUUCGCACAGCAGGCCAAAUCGAGCAUCCGUUUGUCCGAGCGAAACGUCGUCGAAUUGGUCCAGAAACUUCAGCAGCUCCAAAUCAUUGACUUCGGUCUCCUUCACACCACUUCCGGGAAAGAGUACAUCACUCCGGAGCACUUGAGGAGCGAAAUAGCGUCAGAAAUAAAUAAGAGAGGCCGAGUAUCGCUUAUUGAUUUGGCGGAUACAAUAGGGGUGGAUUUGUACCAUGUCGAGAAACAAUCGCAGGAUGUUGUGUCUAAUGACUCAUCGCUUAUGUUGAUUAAUGGGGAAAUAAUUUCGAAUGGUUAUUGGGAUACCGUUUCUGAAGAAAUUAAUGAGAGACUGCAGGAAUGCAGCCAAAUUUCUCUGGCAGAAAUUGCUGGUCAGCUACAAGUGGGCUCUGAAUUGAUAUCCUCUGUUCUGGAACCUCGCCUGGGGACUUUGGUAAAGGGUAGGCUUGAAGGUGGUCAAUUGUAUACACCGGCUUAUGUCGCACGUGUGAAUGCAAUGGUUCGCGGUGCAGCGAGGGGAAUUGCUGUUCCCAUGAAUCUGUCUGCAUUGUGGAAUUCGUUGCAGGUUUUGUUGCAGGAUAUGGAUGGCUUUAGUGGCGUGGCAGUUGAAAGUUCUUUCUUUCAGUCAUUGUUUAAUGGGGUUGUGAAGGAAGGCGAGAUUCUUGGCUCUCUCCGAGCUGGCGUACACUGGACACCUUCUGUAUUUGCCUUGGCUCAAAAGGAAUGUGUCGAUUCCUUCUUUUCACAGAAUUCCUACAUAAGUUAUGAAACUCUACACAAGCUUGGAAUCCCACAACCCAGUCAGUUUUUGCAGUCUAGAUAUCCAGAAGGGAAACCACUUGCCAAUGUCUUUGUUCAUGGUUCACUGAUUGAGAUGUUGGAUGCUUCCAUAGAGGAUGCUAUUGAACGUGGUAGUUGGAUAGAUUCUCUUACAAUUUUACCACCAUCUUUUACAUCCCAAGAUGCAUUUAAGAUUCUUUCACUUUGUUCAUCUGUUCAGAAAGCUCUAAAGUCUCAUAGAGCUCAUCUUCUGGGGGAAUCCUACAUUUUUAGUGACAUAAUUGUGAAGAAUUUGUUUGAUAGUAUUGAAAAAGAGCUGGAAAACUUAAAUCUUUCUGGAUCCACUGGGCUGUCAGAUUUUUCACACCUCAGCAAAGAUAGCCAUGGACGUGAUGGUAGCAGCAAUAUAGCUGACCCUGAUGAACAUGAUAAUCUAAGUGUCAGCAGUAAAUCAGCUUCAGAGAAAGGAUCUAAGAAAAAGAAAGGAAAAGCUACUGGAAGUUCUAAAGUCGGGGGUGAAGAAAGUGUUCCAGAGAUGCAAGAAUCAACAACUACUAAAUCUAAGAAAAAACAGAAAAGGGGGAAGGUUACUUCCGGUGCACAGAUUUCUGAUUCAAAGUCAGGUGCUAAGAAAGAUACAGAGAGGAUGGAUGAACCUAGUUUUUUAUCAGAAGAAUCGAUAGUUCAGAAAAUAAUGUCACUGAUCCCAGAUUUGGAAGAGCAAGGCAUGGAUGAUCCUGAGACUGUUCUUACACCUCUGGCAAACCAUUUGAGACCCAAGCUCCUACAUGCAUGGAUGGAAAAGAAAAAGGCUGCCUUUACAGAGAAUGCUCAGAAAAUGAAACGGGUGCUUGAUAAUUUGCAACGAAAACUUGAUGAGGCAUUAUUAAAUAUUCAACUCUAUGAGAAGGCACUUGAUUUGUUUGAUGAUGACCAUCAAACCGGAGUUCUCCUACACAAACAUUUGCUACGAACUGCUGCCACUCCAAUUGUGGAUAUGCUCUUAAUUAACCUGGAUAUGCACAACAAACUUGGGAAUGGAAUUCAAUUUGAGGAAUCGCAAGAUCCUGACACAGCAUCAUUGAUCUCUGCAGAUAGAAUAUCCUUGGCGAAGGGGUUACCUAGAUCUUUGUCAACAAAAGCUGUUGUUUUAGUUGAAGCUUUGGAAGGGAAGCGGGUGGAGUUAUUUAUGAAUGCAGUUAGAGACUUAAUGGAGGAAAGCGGGUUAAUAUUCAGAAAACUUGAUAAGAAAUUGGAGAGGACAUUACUGCAUUCAUAUCGCAAGGAUCUGACAUCUCAAGUUUCUGCUGAAACCGAUCCUGUCGCACUUCUCCCAAAAGUCGUCUCAUUACUAUAUGUGCAGGUGCAUGGAAAAGCUCUUCAAGCGCCUGGCAGGGCCAUUUCAGUCGCCAUUUCUAAACUGAAGGGCAAACUCGACGAUUUGGCAUUCAAGGCUUUAUCAGAUUACCAAAGUGCAACCGUGACCCUUCUAGCUCUAAUAUCUGCAGGAACCGGCGAAGAAGAAGAUUGUUCAUCGGACAGAAUUAUGACAAAGAGGGAACUCCUGGAGAGUUUAAUGCCGUCAUUGAAGAACUUGGUGUUGGGAAGCAGCUCGCAAACUUGACUUUGUGAAUUCAGUUCUCUCAGGUAUACUCUUUAACUGUCGAAUUAGUCGGUGAAAUAUAGUCUUAUCAAUUUGCUCCGGCCGUGGUUUAUAUACCAUGUUCUGUGGUCUAUAUAUACUCAGUCGUCGUCGAAAAACACCUGCUAUUUUAGACAGUUUAUACACUUUCUAAGAAGAACUUGAUGAGUACAUUUUAAUGGAUUUGUUGAGUAGUGAGCAAAGUAGGAAAAAAUUGAAUUGAUGGUGAACAAAUUAGGAGAGAAAUGUGUUAUUGGAGGAAAUUUUUGCACCUUCAGCUCAUGUAACUCAAAUGAUCAU
Andrographis paniculata is the source of this 2889-nucleotide messenger RNA. RefSeq names its product E3 UFM1-protein ligase 1 homolog. Gene Ontology annotation, cellular component: endoplasmic reticulum membrane. The transcript has 20 exons. The coding region runs from base 115 to 2571 and encodes 818 amino acids. The record is from RefSeq and is a predicted model, not a curated record. Gene Ontology annotation, biological process: protein K69-linked ufmylation; response to endoplasmic reticulum stress; regulation of proteasomal ubiquitin-dependent protein catabolic process. Gene Ontology annotation, molecular function: UFM1 ligase activity. Lineage: Eukaryota; Viridiplantae; Streptophyta; Magnoliopsida; Lamiales; Acanthaceae.